CCUAAUUGUUGUGAUAAACUUAUUAAAUAGAAAACUAUGGACUCUGACGAAGAUUUAAUAAAUAUACUGGACAAUGUGUCGAAGUCAUGUACAUCUGCUGUACGGAAAAAAGAGAAAGCUGAAAUGUCACAUGGCGAUAACCAGUUGUUUUCAUAUGAUCAGAGCAAAAAAUCAAAUAAGUCUAAUAGCUUAUUAGAAGACCUGCUAGACGAGUUCACAGAACCUCUCAACGGAGAUGUCAAAACUACUAGCUCGUCAGGGUACUCCAUUCCCAGCUAUUCUUCUAGUGCAAAUCAAAGCCCAAUUAUUACUAGCCAAUCAGAGUGCAAACAGAGCAGCUGUGCCACCCCCAAAUUAGGAGGAGUUUCCACUGAAGAAGAGAAAACAGCGAAAAUGGGUGGGUGUGUGAGGCUACACUGUGUCAAGUGUGACAAUAGAGUUGUGAGUUUCGCCCACAAGGAAUGGGUUGAGGACAGUUGCGACUACCUCUUCUUCCGAAACUCCUACCCGGAUCAGCAGAGGCUGCAGAAAGCGUGGAGGCAGAAGAAGGGAUGGGGGGCCUACUGUUGUCAGUGCAAUUGGAUCUCAGUCAACUCUCUCACUCUUGUCAGUUCAGUCAAAGAUCUGAAGUGGAUUUGCUCUAAACACUGCUGAACAGACACUUUAACCAGACAUACAUUCACUCACGACACAGCAUAGAUAAGCAAGAAAUGGGAGAAAAAUUAUCAUCACAUAGAAUCCAGGAAUCGCAGCCUCUGCUUUUCGAUUAAAAUAGUUGUAGUCCUUAGAAAUUUAUAUUCGCCAUUUCACGAUGUCUUUUGGAGAAGAGCUUGACUUUGAGUUAAUUGAUUGUAAAUUACCAAAUUUUAUUAAGAGUCAGUUUUUUUUUCUGAUUAAUUACGUUAAUUGACUCUUUUCCAACUGUCUGUUGGCUAUGUUUUACUUAAUUUAUUGUUUUCGUUUGCUGCUUUCAAGUUCAAUGAAUCGAAUCAGAACUGAUUUGGAUCAUGGUUUUUUUCAUGUUACGCUUUACAUAUUGGUUAAAAAUCAUAAUCGUGAGGACAAAAAGUUAAGUUGGUCAAUAUUUCUUGAAAUAAUGAUAGAAAUUUUUCUGAUUCAUUCUGGAGCUUGAAAUUUUGUUGGCUUUACGUGCAAUGCACCACGCCGUUGUAAAUUGUACAUAUAUACAUAUUAGUUCACUGUAUAUUGCGCGCUGUUGAUAUGCUCAUGUUUUUGGUGCCAAUUGUCACUUAUCUAGAGCCCAGCAUUUAAUUUAAUUGUCCUACAAUCA
This is a messenger RNA of Symsagittifera roscoffensis, 1291 nucleotides long. Its product is annotated as cilia- and flagella-associated protein 418-like. Gene Ontology annotation, cellular component: cytosol. Bases 37 to 654 code for a protein of 205 amino acids. The record is from RefSeq and is a predicted model, not a curated record. Lineage: Eukaryota; Metazoa; Xenacoelomorpha; Acoela; Convolutidae. The transcript is spliced from 4 exons.